This is a messenger RNA of Jaminaea rosea, 1092 nucleotides long. RefSeq lists its product as hypothetical. The coding region runs from base 139 to 867 and encodes 242 amino acids. The transcript has a single exon. The record is from RefSeq and is a predicted model, not a curated record. NCBI's taxonomy places the organism in Eukaryota, Fungi, Basidiomycota, Exobasidiomycetes, Microstromatales.
CAGAGGCGGGCAUGAUAUGCGGCAGGCUGGUCGUCACACGGGGUAGCAGGGUCGCUGGCGGAUAGUAGGGACGCUACGCAGCGGGACGGCGGCUCCACCUCGAGCGCGCAUCCGCCCCGGCUACGAGGAUACCCGCCAAUGCUACGCAGCGAUACCAGUCUCGCGCAUCGCCUACUGUCACGAGCCUGCUUGCCUGCAGCGAGCAUUACCGCCAGCUGCGCGCAAUGUCUGCUUGCUACCAGCAUUGUCACCUCACGGCGGCAUCGCAUGCAUAUAUCGAGGAUCAACUGCGCCCAAGCUCAUCGCCGCCGCGACUCAGCCUCGACGCCCCACCGCCGUACUACAUCCAUUGCUCAGCAUCGAUGCCAGUCACGCGCAGUGAGACCAGCAACCACGGCUGUGUACCAGCGUGCUGCUGCGCCUCCUCACGCGCGGGGUUUACGCCUGCGCCGAGGAUCCACGCCAGCGCUCAGCAUCCACGCCAGCGCUCAGCAUCCACGCCAGCAGCGAGCAUCCACGCCAGCAGCGAGCAUUGGCGGCUCCACACGGCAUCAACGCCAGCAGGCAGCAUCGACGCCUUCACCAAGCAUACACGCCUCUACCCAGCAUCACCGCCUCUGCUCAGCAUCAACGCCUUUACCCAGCGCAGUAGCCUCUCCCGCGCAUCGACGCCUGCGCUCAGCAUCCACGCCACCGACCAGCAUCAACCCCUCCACCGAGCAUCCACACCAACUCCCCGGCAUGGUCGCCCGUGCUCGGCAUCCACGCCAUCACCCCGCAUACAACCCCGCCGCCCCGCAUCACAGCCUGCCCCCCAGGAUGAACGCCUCGCCCGCGGAUAGACCUGGUAACUUUGAGCACCCCUAGCACGGCGUAGAGGCAAGGUAGCGCCUUGGGAAUGCCACGCCCACACUCGCAAAGCUCGUCCGCACUCGUACGUACCAGAGGCAGCGCAGAAGGAGCAACUUUUGCGCAAACCCCCUACGAUGGCCUGCCCGGCAUGACGUGGUCGGCCGCCCGUUGCAGCAUGGCCGAAAUGAGCGCCAAAAAAUGGCUCACUCCCCUCGGAUCAUCCACCGCUCCACGCUCGUG